AUGAUUUUCUCUUUGUAUUUCCAGAUCAUUCUCUCGCUUUCUUUUUCUUUUCUUUUCCAUCUUUUUAACUUCAAGAAACACUUUCACUCUUUCUUCAUCACCACCAACAAUAAUCAUAAAUGCUCUAACCCUAACCCUAACCCUAACCCUAACCGUCCAGUUUCAUCUAAAUCAAAGCUUUUGAUCUCUCUUCCACCCAGCCCGACGAUCCAUGACAUGGUUUGUACAGAGAGUAUUGGAUUUGAAAGCACGCAGUUGGUAGACGAUUAUGAUUAUUCGAUAAUAGAUGAAAAUAUUGAAGGUGAUGAGGAUGAUCAUGAUGAAUAUUGUUCGAAGAAUACGACGGUUGUCGAAGAAGAAGAAGGUGUAAAUGGCAAUAAUAUGUUUCCGCCUCCGCUAUCGUCGUUAGGCGGUAACGGUCUACCGAGAUAUAUUCUGAUACCGGUGAGGAUGAACGGAAGAUUACAGCUUAACAAAAUGAGCGUAAAGAGACCUAAAACUGUUUACGCUGAUAGAGAAGAUGGAAGAUUGAGAUUGUUUCUUGUUACAGAUGAAUGUCAUAUGGAAGAGGAAGAAGAGGAAAUGGUUGAAGAGAAUAGGUAUGAUUAUGAGGAAGAUGAUAGGGUUAGAGAGUGGAAUGAUAAUGAAAAAUAUAGAAAGAGGUAUCACUGUCACCAGCAAUUGGUGAAUAAUCAUAUUCAUGGAAGUCAUGGCAAUUUACUCAUGUAUGGAGUUGGUAUUGUGUGA
Messenger RNA from Vicia faba (fava bean), 747 nucleotides. Lineage: Eukaryota; Viridiplantae; Streptophyta; Magnoliopsida; Fabales; Fabaceae. The record is from the annotation of a GenBank genome assembly.